This is a messenger RNA of Lizanozyma spartinae, 771 nucleotides long. It is a transcript of the gene RPS1, whose product is annotated as 40S ribosomal protein eS1. The record is from RefSeq and is a predicted model, not a curated record. Lineage: Eukaryota; Fungi; Ascomycota; Pichiomycetes; Serinales; Debaryomycetaceae. The coding region runs from base 1 to 771 and encodes 256 amino acids. Gene Ontology annotation, molecular function: structural constituent of ribosome. Gene Ontology annotation, cellular component: cytosol; ribosome. The transcript has a single exon. Gene Ontology annotation, biological process: translation.
AUGGCUGUUGGUAAGAAUAAGAGAUUGUCCAAGGGUAAGAAGGGAUUAAAGAAGAAGGUCGUCGACCCUUUCACCAGAAAGGAUUGGUUUGACAUCAAGGCCCCAUCCACUUUUGAAAACAGAAAUGUUGGUAAGACUUUGAUCAACAGAUCCACCGGUUUGAAGAACGCUGCCGAUGGUUUGAAGGGCCGUGUCUUUGAAGUUUGUUUGGCUGACUUGCAAGGCUCUGAAGACCACUCUUACAGAAAGGUUAAGUUGAGAGUUGAUGAAGUUCAAGGUAAGAACUUGUUGACCAACUUCCACGGUUUGGACUUCACUUCCGAUAAGUUGAGAUCUUUAGUUAGAAAGUGGCAAUCAUUGGUUGAAGCCAACGUUACCGUCAAGACUGCUGACGAUUACGUUUUGAGAAUCUUUGCCAUUGCCUUCACCAAGAGACAACAAAACCAAAUCAAGAAGACCUCUUAUGCUCAAUCCUCCAAGUUGAGAGAAGUCAGAAAGAAGAUGAUUGAAAUCAUGCAAAGAGAAGUUUCUAACUCCACUUUGGCUCAAUUGACCAGUAAGUUGAUUCCUGAAGUCAUUGGCCGUGAAAUUGAAAAGUCUACUCAAACCAUCUUCCCAUUGCAAAAUGUUCACAUCAGAAAGGUUAAGUUGUUGAAGCAACCUAAGUUUGAUUUGGGUGCUUUGAUGUCCUUGCACGGUGAAUCUGUUGCUGAAGAAAAGGGUAAGAAGGUUGCUGGUGGUUUCAAGGAUGUUGUCUUGGAAGCUGUCUAA